Hypanus sabinus (Atlantic stingray) is the source of this 980-nucleotide messenger RNA. It is a transcript of the gene tmem160, whose product is annotated as transmembrane protein 160. Lineage: Eukaryota; Metazoa; Chordata; Chondrichthyes; Myliobatiformes; Dasyatidae. The coding region runs from base 189 to 764 and encodes 191 amino acids. The transcript has 4 exons. The record is from RefSeq and is a predicted model, not a curated record.
UUGCCUUUCAGUCCUUCGAUCUCAGAGGCGCUUGCACUCCGGGGUUGCAGUUCCGUACUCCGACCGCCGAGGGGCGCCGCUACUGUCCCUGCGCAGCGCCGCCCUGCGGCCGGAGGACUGACCGACGUCCGGGAGAAGACAGUGGCAAUGCAGGCCGACUUCUGCCGCUCAGUCGCCGCACUUGUCUGAUGGCGUCUUUCCGGGCUCUCGGCGUUUUACGCCGGCACCUUUACUCGCAUUUCAGCGGCAGGAGCUUCGGCUUGUGCAGCAGGAGAGGAAACCAGAGCCGAGCCGGAACCAGGUCCGGGGUUGGGCCUGGUCCCCAAGCGGGAGCAGCGACCUCGGGUACGGGGCAACCGGGGGUGACCGCACUGGACAGGGCGGAUGCUUGGAUGCUGAGGAAGGCUCAUGAAGCAGGCUUCCUGUCCUGGUUUCGGAAUGGACUGCUGGCCACUGGAGUUGGAGUGAUGGCCUACAUGCAGAGUGACGUGGCGAGGGAGGCCGCUUAUGGAUUCUUCAUCCUCGGCGGAGUGUGCAUCUCCUACGGGACCGGGUCCUACAUCACCAACCUCUUCCUGCUGAGGCGGAUCAUGAUGCUGACCAUGCCCACGGCCGUGCUGAGCGGGUUGGUGGUGGGCACCGUGGCGCUCUUCUGGGUCUGCGCCCUCUCCCUUUACAUCGGCCGGCUGGAGGUGGAGUUCGUUUACGAUGAGGAGUGCGAGGACUGCCAGCCGAAAGAGGACAGUGGCAAAUCGGACAAGUAGCGGGUGUGGCGCGGGGAGUCGAGUGGAGCGGAGUGGACAUUGGAAGCGUGAACUUGGACCUGUCGAAACCUGUAUAUAACGCACGGUGCCGCGGCUGACGGCGCGCCGAAAGUGCCUCAUUAUCCAUAAAGAGGUGAAAGAGGCUAUAGAUCUGUCUAUUUAAUUGGGGGAUGUGGGAGGAGUUAGGUGGUUAAAAAGGAAAAUUAUUGAUUUUAA